Pseudogymnoascus destructans is the source of this 377-nucleotide messenger RNA. It is a transcript of the gene GRG-1, whose product is annotated as Glucose-repressible protein. The record is from RefSeq and is a predicted model, not a curated record. The transcript has 2 exons. Bases 59 to 274 code for a protein of 71 amino acids. Lineage: Eukaryota; Fungi; Ascomycota; Leotiomycetes; Thelebolales; Thelebolaceae.
ACAUCAUCUUCACACACUCAAACCAAACCAACCAACAAAGAAACCAAACUCAAUAAAAAUGGAGACCAUCAAGAACGCCGCAAACUACGUCACUGAGACCGUCCAGGGCAAGGGUGCCGAGGCUUCCAAGGAGGCCAACAAGACUGUCGCCAAGGACAGCGACGCAUCCCUCUCCAGCCGUGCCACCGCCGCUAAGGAUGCCGUCAGCGACAAGGUCAACGAGACCAGCCACAACGCCCAGGCUGAUGUCCACAAGGAGGCCGCUAAGCACUGAACUACUCGAGUCCUAAUUGCUCUCCAGUCACGAAAUGGGCGGGUGGCAUUUCCGGAAUUGGAGGACUUAAAUGGCGCCUGUAUGAUUAGCUAGGAUUGAAAUC